AUAAGCGGUUGUCUGUUUACUUUCACUUUCCUUGUUCCUCAGAGGCUGCACUCGUCGGGGGGAGAGAUGGGGUUGGUGACGGGGAACGAACAGGGAUUAUUCCAUUUCUAAUGGCACACCGAGAAGAUCGGAGGAUUUGAUGCCUGUGGGGUGGAAGAUGUCUGACAGCCUGCAGCGUAAUGGGAACCGGCCCCACAUUGUCACUUCACUCGCUCACGCUGUGGACCCUCUACAGAGUGAUCACAGCACAGUCACCCAUCACAGCUCAGUGCGGAGAGGACGUCACCCUGAGCUGCACCUUUCCCACAUUUGGCUUGGCAGCAGAUCAACAAGUGAACGUCACCUGGAAGAAGCCAAGAGCCAAUGGAGCAGAUCUGCUCGUCCACAGCUACUCUUUGGGAACGGAGAAACAAUCUGAGGCUUACAGGGGGCGGACGCAGCUGGAUCCAGAAGGAUUCGCCAAAGCGGAUGCAUCCCUGAAACUGAGGGAUGUUCACAUUCAGGACGAGGGGUCUUAUAGCUGCUUCGUCAACACUGAGCUGGGCCCAUGGUCUGAAGAGACGUCGCUGACAGUGCUGAGGGCAAGAGAGCAAAUGUCACCCGUUGUAGUUCAGGAAGGGGAGGACGUCACCCUCAGCUGCUCCUUCGAACCUGAGCGAAACCUCCAGCUGUUGAACAUCACCUGGAAGAAGGAAACAGCGGAAGGACGGGAUCUCCUGGUUCACACGUACUAUAAUGGGAGGGACCAGAUGCUGAGACAGAAUAAGGCUUACCGGGGCCGGACCCAGCUAUAUCCAGAAAGAUUCCACGAGGGAAUUGCGUCCCUGAGACUCAGGAAGGUCCGGCUGGCAGACGACGGGAUCUACAUCUGUCACGUCAAGCCCGAAUUGGGCAGGUUUUCCAUGUGGAUGAGAGUGACCAUGGAGAAAGGCACCAGCUGUGUCUGGUUCUAUUGGGCACAUCUUCUUCUUCUUCUUUCCCCACUGGCAAUGCUUAUCAUCAUUAAAAUAUGUCGUCUUCCCAUCCGAUGGAAACUGAGGCCGUCCAAACACACCUUUGGAUUGGAGGCUGACUAUGAGGAGGGACGAGCGCAGACGGAAGCAUAUUUCUUGCGGGAAUUAAAAGUGGAUGAGAACAAACAAACUCUAGAGUCCCGGCAGAUGCCAGCCUGGAACGAAAGACACACAUGGGAGAAGCUUGAAGAGCUGAGUUUCUCCCAUGGAAAGUCUCCUGCAAGGGAAAAGGUUCCCAGAAAUAUUGCCCAGAAGCCUAGCGAAAAAGGCCAGCAGCUGAGCUCUCACGGGGAUAGCGCCGAUUCCUGGAUCUACACAUUUACUUCUGAUGCGAGUGGCUUUUCUGAAGCAGAUUCUGCAUGGCGGGAGCAUGGUGGGUCAUCACAAAACACCAUGCGAAGCGUCGCUCUCCUGGGGAAGACGGGCGCUGGGAAAUCAUCCUUUGUCAAUGCUAUUAGAGGCCUGGGCGAUGAAGAGGAAGGUGCUGCUAAAACCGGGGUAGUGGAAACAACCAUGGUACCGACGUCUUACCAGCUUCCCAAACAGCCCAAUGUUACAAUAUGGGACCUUCCGGGGUUUGGGUCGAUGACAUGUCAAUCAGACAUGGACCUCGAUUUCUUCAGUUUGAGCCAAUACGAUGUGUUCCUCAUCUUCUCCUCCCAUCACUUCACAGCCACCCAUGCCAGGCUGGCCCGGAAGAUCCAGCAAGCAGGGAAGAAGGUUUAUUUUGUGCGCUCCAAGGUCGACAGGGAGUUGCUUGCUGCCCGGAGGAAUCGGCCUUCUACCUAUAACGAAGAGCGAAUUCUGCAGCAAAUCAGAGACGCCUGCGUGAAAGACUUGCAGAGAGAAGGGCUGACCUCCCCACAGGUUUUUCUCCUGUCUAGCUUUGAAUAUGGUCGACACGACUUCCCUCUCCUAGAGGAAAUAUUACAGCAAGAAUUUGGGAGUCGUUUGGCUGGCUGAGCUCUUGUUCCCCAAAAAUCUUGCACAAGGAAAAAGCAGCCAUGCAGAGUCAGAAACCAGGGCCACCCAGGGUGGUGGGGGGGACAAGUGGGGCAAUUUGCCCCGGGCGCCGCAGGGGCCCCCAUGAGACUUUUUCGGGGCCCCUGGGACAGAGAAGUGAGAUCUGGAGCUUCUGUCUUCUCCAUCCCCUAACACAAGAGCAAGGGGGCAUUUAAUAAAAUUAAAGGUUGGGAAAUUCAAACACGAGAAAAGGAGCUCCUUUUUCACACAGCGUGUGGAACUCACCUAAGUUCCCGCUAAGCUGCGCGGCCACACAGCCACACAGCUACCUAUUAAGCCCCGCGCAGGGGCUCAGGGCUGUGGUGGGGAGAGAUGCCUCUUCCCAAGCCCCAAAGCUGUGGCGGCCUGGGAAGAGGAGCCUCUACCAGCUGGCCCCAACCCAGAGCUUCCGUGGCUGGGGGAGAGGCACCUCUGCCCGCCAGCCCGAAACUGGAGCUGCUGC
Messenger RNA from Chelonoidis abingdonii (Abingdon island giant tortoise), 2478 nucleotides. RefSeq lists its product as uncharacterized. Gene Ontology annotation, cellular component: membrane. NCBI's taxonomy places the organism in Eukaryota, Metazoa, Chordata, Testudines, Testudinidae. The record is from RefSeq and is a predicted model, not a curated record. Gene Ontology annotation, molecular function: GTP binding.